Penicillium pulvis is the source of this 738-nucleotide messenger RNA. RefSeq names its product DUF3716 domain-containing protein. The transcript is spliced from 2 exons. Bases 1 to 738 code for a protein of 245 amino acids. NCBI's taxonomy places the organism in Eukaryota, Fungi, Ascomycota, Eurotiomycetes, Eurotiales, Aspergillaceae. The record is from RefSeq and is a predicted model, not a curated record. Gene Ontology annotation, molecular function: electron transfer activity; heme binding.
AUGUCUGACCCCCCUCAGACGAAUACCGAAUAUGAACUUCCGGCUCCAACGAUCAACGGUACCAACCUGCCUCCUGGAUUCUGGGCCAUCGCCGCCCAGAAUCCAAGUACGAUAUUGGCCUAUAACCCCAACUGGAAACGCGCCAUGGCCGAGAUUAAGAAAGGGCGCACGCUGAUGAACUCUAUGUGUCACCUACCUCUCCUAAGGGAGCCGGCAGUUGUACAUAGAACAAAGAGAUGGAAAGAUCAUUGGCCAUGGACGGGAAAGUGUUUCAGCGACUUCAUCUCUAGCAAAAUGUCAAACUACACGGGGCUACUGGCCCAAGCGACCGGUGGAUUACUUGAUGGAGACGAUGCAUGCCACCACUGCCAACAAGGAAUGGGCAUGUUUGAUGGGUGUGUCCGGGUCCCUGGUCUUGAAAACUGCGCCAACUGCCACAUAGGUGGCAAGAAUAAGCGAUGCAGCUUAGGAAGCGGUAUUCUUCCCCACAUGACGACUCGACAUGAUGUGGUAGCAGGAGGGCAUAUCUCAAACGCCCAACAGCUACUCGACAGGGCCAGAAAGGAACAAGCUGAUCUACAGUUGGUUCUUGCAAAGAAUCAGUAUGUCGUAGACCAGAUGCAGUGUGUCCUCGACCAGGCACGGGAUAUGCUUGACCGGACGCAGCGUAUGCUGAGCCAGAAAACUCAAGAAGUCAACGCCUUGAUUGAUGCAGUGAACGAUGAAUCAGAUAUAUAG